AUUUUUGAUUGUUAUAUAAUUCUGUAUCACAAGAUGAACAAUCUCCCUUGGAUGCAGUGAAAGUAGUGAGAGAAUGCUUUUACUAUAUAUAGUGAACUUUCCUAAAACUAUCUAUCAGUUGAUUCGUUUUAAUAUACAGUUCGACAUCUCUCUUCGAAACGCUGAAUAAUGAAUAAUUUCUUUUGUAUAUCACUCUUGGUGGCUAUCGCAACCGUAAAUGCUGGAUAUUCAGGCAGUUACGGAGGACACGAAGGCUAUGGUGGUGACGGUGGAGGUCACCACGACAUUUCUCACACUGUUGAAAUAACGAAGCAUGUUCCGAUUCCCGUCUACAAACACGAAGCAGUACCAAUUCCUCAUACUAUUCCCGUACCAAUUCCUAAACCAGUAGCUGUACCUGUUCCUCAACCCUACCCUGUCCACAUUAAGGUACCCCAACCCGUUGCUGUACCUGUGAUCAAAACCAUCACCAUUCCUGUUGAGAAACCUGUACCUUACAAAGUCGAAAAGGAAGUAGCUUACCAUGUUGAAAAACCAGUACCUGUUCCAGUAGAAAAACAUAUUCCAAUCAAGAUCCCCAGGCCAGUACCCGUCAAAGUACCAGUGUACAAGGUUAUAUACCACCAUAGCAAACAUUAA
Molecule: messenger RNA, 639 nt
Organism: Psylliodes chrysocephalus
Lineage: Eukaryota; Metazoa; Arthropoda; Insecta; Coleoptera; Chrysomelidae
Source: the annotation of a GenBank genome assembly